Molecule: messenger RNA, 2142 nt
Organism: Fusarium sp. VM40
Lineage: Eukaryota; Fungi; Ascomycota; Sordariomycetes; Hypocreales; Nectriaceae
Source: the annotation of a GenBank genome assembly
AUGGCCGUGCCGAGUGUCACCAGCGACAAUUUCCUCGCUGUUGCCCUUGUAGUCAACCGCUCUCGAGAUGGCCCAGCUUUCGUGUUCCACUACCCUGCACAAGUUGAGCCUCAUUCCAAGUCAAGCUCUUCCAACGGCGCUGAGCUUGAAGAUAUUCUUCUCGAGCGCCUGUCGCAGCAGAGUUUCUCAGACGUCGCCGACGAUGCUCCCCUCCUUAAGCAGGGACGAAAUCCUGACGAGCACUCUUUUACCGAAUCCGGCUCUCAGAUUGUGCCAUGGGAACGUGUUGCAGGUUUUCCUGCCCGUGAUCUUGCUGGGAUUUUGACACCCGCUCGUCCAUAUCACAAACGACUUUUCCAAUUAUCCUUGGAUCCGCUGUAUUGCGUAUCGUAUCCGAUUCAUGUUCCUGAGAAUGGCAGAUGGAAGAAAACUAAAAAGACGUCUCGUGCUGAGAAGCGCUCUGUCUUGAAUGAUGAACAACUCGGCCCUCAUGAGAUCGAUACUCCCACGCCAGGAAAAGCACCUGAACAACCCACCGAAGAGAAGGACAACAAGAAAGAAGAGGGCAAAGACAAGGACGACGAGAAGCGCAGCUCUAUGACUAUGUUCAACCUUGUCUUCAUCCUCAAUCCUAGCAGUAACGAAGUCAAGGAUGUUGUCGAGUCUAUGUAUGACCACAUCAUAAAGAAAGUCAGCAAGGCCUUUAAGUACAGCCAACAACACAGUGAGUUUGUAUGGAAGGAGUCAAAACGAAUCCUCGUCGCAAAGGACAAGGCACGAGAGGAGCGGAAACGAAUGAGUGUCUUGUGGAAAGAAAUACUGCAGAGCUCAUCUUUGGCCGCUGCCAUGCACGACAUAUACGAAGCAGUCUCACAGAAUAAGAUCGCGGCUCUGCACCUCGACACGACAGCUGGCCCUUUGACACCCUCAGUUCAAAUUCCUGUGCCCUUCUAUAUCGAUGACCUCCCACAAGGUGAAGAGGGAACGCAGCGUGGUCUCUGGCUUACAACCGCCAAUACCUUUAUCAGUCAAGAUGCUCUCGAAGAGCCCGCCUUCCUCGACCGCAACUUUGCUCUGCUACUUACGGACGAUGAGAAGAAAAUUAUAGCAGAGCUUCAAGCUGACCCAGACCCGACUACUUCUUCCAUGGUAGAGUUUGUGCGGUUGUCAAAACCGACACAAUCAUUCUAUCAAGUUGGCCAGAGCAAUAUCUUGACUUUAGGCCAAGUGCGUAAAUAUGCACAACACUUCAUCUUCUGGCGUCGUGCCAUCGCUGUACCCCCUCUUCACGCCAAGGACCAAUACAUCCUGUCCCCCAACAGCGACCUCUCCCGUCUUCCCAUUGACACUAUGGAAUGGCAGCGAGCAUUUCCUCUAGCCCCCCCACUCCCUAACUUUCUUGCUGAGCUCUCUCAGGCACCCCGGCCAUACAAGCAGUUCUCUCCCAGCAAGGCCCACCGUCCCACCUACCUCCUCAUGCUUGCCUGGCUUAUGCGGCGUGGCUGGGUCACCCAGCUUUGCACCUUUGCCUAUGUCGUUGUCUGGCCUGAGAUUAUGUACGAGGUCGAGUACGAGAUGGAGGCCGAAGAACUCCGCGCGGCUGCAGAUGCGGAUGCGGAUGCGGACAAGAACAAAGAAAAAGAAGUCAAAAACGACUCAUCGUCGGCCACAUCGGCCACAUCAGCCCCCCGCACCUCCGAGUCUUCCGAAGGACAUUCCGGCACCGACGGCUCCCAUGUUCCCACUGUUGCCGAGCAGGCCGCAGAGAAAGCCCGCCUUGAGCGCAUCGCUUCCAAAGCACAGCGCGAUGCUGCGGAAAAGGCCACCGCGCAUGCCCGCAAGCCUGUACCUGUGGUGACUUCGCAUCCUUCCGUCAACGACCAUCCGCAUCUCCAAGGCUUGAUACCGCACAUCAUUCUAGACGCCAAAAAAGCUACUGGUAAAGAAUCUCGCUAUUUGUCUGCCAUCGCACGGCGUUUCAACGACGAAAAGCUGGCAAACAGCUGGCAGGUCAUGUGCAAGUACUUCGAUGGCCGAUGUGCUCUAGAACGCAUAGCUUUGCAAGAGGAUAUGAAGCGGAAGCUGGUGUGGAAUGCCUUGACAGCUAUGAGCGAGUAUCUUCUCUGCACUCGCCAUUGGUAA